Molecule: messenger RNA, 372 nt
Organism: Podospora pseudocomata
Lineage: Eukaryota; Fungi; Ascomycota; Sordariomycetes; Sordariales; Podosporaceae
Exons: 2
Coding region: 1-291 (96 amino acids)
Source: RefSeq, a predicted model, not a curated record
AUGAAGCUCUCUUCCAUCCUCGCCAUCACCCUCGCAGUCGUCGCACCGGCUGCAGUAGAUGCCGCCAAUUGCAAGACCGGCUUGCACUAUUGCGGAUACGUCCUUCUUCGCAGAGGCAACUACUACAACCAAAUUAUCGAAGCCCUCAAAAAGGCAGACAAGUCCACUUCCUCGGCCUAUGUGAAUCAUUCUCUCUUUUAUUGCACGGGUGGGAGCAAUGGCAACAUCAAAUACCAGGCCAAGUGCAGCAGCUGUGUUGACGGUGGAGAUGGGAAGAGUGAUCACUGCUGAAUAGGCUGAGGCUGUUUAGAUUUUCAUCGGGUCUGAGAGCAGUCAAUCAGAAGGAGUACUUAUAGCAUCAGGUGUUUGGUC